Chlorocebus sabaeus (green monkey) is the source of this 1373-nucleotide messenger RNA. Lineage: Eukaryota; Metazoa; Chordata; Mammalia; Primates; Cercopithecidae. The record is from RefSeq and is a predicted model, not a curated record.
GCUGAGAGGCACCCACCGACCUCCCCCCGCCCCACCAGGUCCGCACGUUCUUGAGCCCCGCACCCGAGUUUGGCGGAAGGUUGCUGCUCCCGGGGCUGGCACCGCGGGCGCCGGGCCCGCCACCGCCUCCUCCCAGACAGCCAUUUUUACCCGCGGAGUAGGCGGCCCGGUCCCCAGAGCGGGCUUGUUCAAACCUCCUCCCCUCCCUCCGCAGCCCAGGGUUUCCCCGGCCUCCUGGGAGACGUGAGAUGGACCCGCAGAGUAACAGCCUUUGUAGAUCUCAGAAUGGAUCAGAACCAUUUGUUACCGAACAAGCGAUGAUGCGGGCCCAAGCUGCAUGGGUCCGGGCCGAGGGCGGGCCCGGGGCGAAGGGGGCUGGGCGGGUGUCGCCGCCGCUUGGGCGCCGGGACGGUGGCAGCAAGCGGGGGCGCGGCGAGGGCCGCCUUCUCCCUCGCCCUCCCGCCCCCAGGAGUCCGGCUCCCCGACGGCAGCGCGGCGGGGAAAGGGUGGGGGGAGGGAGCUGGAGGAAAAGAAGGGGUCGGCCGAGUCUCUUACCUUGCUCUCCGCUGGGAGUUGGGCUGGCUGGGUGGCCCGGGGAGGGGAAAAGGGUCGGGGGAGGGGGCGGGGAAAGGGGGGAAGCCCUAGCGAGGUGUAGCUUCGGAGCAGCUCCCGCCGCCGCCACAGCCGGCGCCUCCUUUCCGAUUCACUCAAACAAACAAGAUGGCUGCCGUUACGCCGCGGCUCUUCCUGCCGCCCAAAUCCUCGGUUCAAAUCGGCAGGAUGUUUACGGUCAAAAUGGUACCUGUGCGCCUGCGCAGCCAGCCUAAGCCCCCAGAAGGAGCGGCGCAGGCGCAGUGACUAUUUCCUUUUCUUUGGAACCCGCCCCCUAUGGAGUCCGCAACUGAGCAAGCGCAAAGGUGAUUAUCUUGCGACAGGGUCUUUGAGAGUUGCGGUGUUAGCCAAUAUCGCGGGAUAGCGCACGCGGAGUCCUUUCCAGUGCGGCGAAUAUUUGCGUUUAGCUUUAUUCUUGUGCUUGUUUUAAAGAAAAAAGCUGUUGUGCAAUUUUGUGUGCCCCCACCAAAAAAUUCAUUUUAUGGCUCUAUACGGAUGAGAUAACAUAAAAACCUCAAACUAACUCUGUAAAAUAUAGAGGUUCAUUUGUUCAGUCGACCUAUAUUAUAGAGGGCCUUCUGUUUGCUAUACUUUGGGCUCUGGAUAUAGUGAUUAAUAUAACAGAGAUAAUACCUGCUCUUUGGAAAUUUUCAGUAUAGCUUGGGAGGAAUCUUAAAAUUUCUUAUCUUAAAAGACUUACUUGUAAGAAAUUUACUUUUGUUUUUAUUGUAGAGAUCUUUCCAGUGAUGAAAGAAAUAGAA